UCACUCUACUGUGGAUUUCCCAGAAGGCAUAUUACGCGCAUGCGCUUUCCCCACUUCCUCUCAACUUCCGCGUCAUCACUUUGCAGCCAGCUGUUUGAAGGAACUCCUGACUUUAGGACAUUACCCAUCAUGGACCAGUUGGUGCAGUUUGUAGAACCGGCACGCCAGUUUGCCAAGGACUCCUACCGCCUGGUGAAGAGAUGUACCAAGCCUGAUCGGAAAGAGUUUCAGAAGAUUGCCAUGGCAACAGCGAUCGGGUUUGCCAUCAUGGGGUUCAUCGGGUUCUUUGUGAAGCUCAUCCAUAUUCCCAUCAACAACAUCAUAGUUGGUUCAUAGUACUGACUGGCUGGACAAACAAGUUAGCGACGCGGAGCAGCUAAUAGAAGAAUACAGCAUAAAAUCUACACCAGUGAUUUCCAUUGUGAUUCCUUGUAAAACGUCCAUGUUAAGAUGCGCCCAUAGCAUCUUUUGUAUGUAAAGAUGUCUCCUUGCAUCUUUUGUAACCUUUUAAUUUACAGACAACUUUUGAACAUUUCGGGAGACUCUCUGUAACAAUUGCUGAAGCAUUGUUGUUUCACCAAUUAGAUAAGACGUAAAGAAGAUGUUGUCUGAUAGUAACUGAUACCUUUUUGAAGAACAGUAAGAUCAUAUAGCUUGUUAUGUAGCCUUCUCAAAUAAACAUAUUUUGAUUGAGAAAA
Molecule: messenger RNA, 698 nt
Organism: Branchiostoma floridae (Florida lancelet)
Lineage: Eukaryota; Metazoa; Chordata; Leptocardii; Amphioxiformes; Branchiostomatidae
Product: protein transport protein Sec61 subunit gamma
Exons: 4
Coding region: 40-336 (98 amino acids)
Biological process (GO): post-translational protein targeting to membrane, translocation; protein targeting
Cellular component (GO): membrane; Ssh1 translocon complex
Molecular function (GO): transmembrane protein transporter activity
Source: RefSeq, a predicted model, not a curated record